CAGCAAUAGGCAUGUGGAAUAUGUUAAUGGUUGAGUGUGAAUGACAGAAUAAGGUGCCAAGAGAUUUUAAACAAAGCAUUUGAAAAACAGCUUCAGAUAUCACUUUAAAGAUGGCUAGUCAACUUCAAAUGAAUGAUGUUCUGUUCGCAUGAGUCAAAGACUUACCAUGCAGUUUCUCCAUGUCUUCGUGACUGCUGGAAAGUUGGGUGUUAUUGCAAUUAGUUUGCUCAAACACUACAAAAUAGUAAUAAAGAACCAAAACUUAUUUCUGUAAGUGACAUGGCUGAUGUUCCCAGCACAAUAGAAGAAAGUAGUUUUCCUACGAAAGAUGAGCUGACAUCAGAUGUGCUUCGUGCUCGCACUGCAGAAUACUACAAAGAAAUUUAUAAAUCAGCUUAUGUGUAUAAAAGUGGAAGUAUGACUCAAAUAAGUGAACCUUCACAUACAACGAACACAGUGCCCAUUAAAUUACCGACCUCACAGUUAAAACAAUCUUUGGAGAAUUGUACUAUGCAUACAACAUCCAGAAGUCUGAUACAAUGUAAUCCUCAUCUUCAAAAUGAUGGCCCACAUCGAACUCUCAGUGAAAGAAUGAAUAGGAUAUCAGUUACCACACAGCGACCCGGGUGUAGAGUUGCAUUAUACCGAAGUAACAGUAACUUGGAGAUAGAACAUAGAAAAGAAAGGUUUUCGGAGAGAACAGUGAGCGUUCAUGGAAACUUUGGAAGUACUUCAUCUUUAGGUAUAAAAAAUGGUGCAAAUGAAGGUUUUUUCUCCAUGCUAAAAGAGUUUAAACCAGGUCAUACUGACCAGAGAAGUGCUGGACCUGCUAGAUUGCAGGAGGUUUUGAUAGGUAAAGUUGAUUCUCCACCAGCUUCCCAGAAUGCCUCAAAUACUUUAGUUCACAAUUCAGGUAGUUUGGAGGAUUGCCAAAGCCCUACUUUAAAAUCAAAACUGUAUAAAUUGUGGGACAUGAGAGAGAAAGUCAAAAUGCUCAAUGCAGAGACAAUAUUUUUUAAGAAAGUCAGAAAUAAAGUGGAUACAAGUACAAACUUGAGUACGCAUGGUUCUCACAUGUCAAUAGAUUCUGACUGCAGACUUGAAGAGAAAAUGAGAAAAAAAACAUUUGCUCACUAUGAUUGUCAGAGCAUCAGUGUUGAUUUGAGCACAACUGCUUCAGUAGUGUGUAAGUUGGUAACUCGUAGGUGCAAUACUUCUACUGGUGCUUCUGCAGCAUCUGUAAUAAGCAAACUACAGUAUAGUCAUAGCGGGGACGGGAAUGCUUUAAUGAAAUAUCAGGAUCCAGGAGAUGGGCGCUGCAAUGAUCUCGUUCUUAGUUGUUCCUUUUUUCGGAAUGAGCUCUGUGGUGAAAAGGAGAAAAUGGUUAGUUUAAACAGGUUAACUCGCAGACUGAGUCAGAAGAAUUCAGCGACAACUGUUCCUGGGUCAACUACCUUUUAUAGGCCUUUAUCAGCAUAUGGUUUAUCAGUUCUUGAAAAAACUGAUAACAUUAGGUGGAAGAAGCAUUGUUGCCCAUAUCAACGUUUUUCCUUCCCUAUUGAAAAAACUGACACUGGAGCUCUUUACUACAGGCAGUAUUUUUUAAACCAGGAGCAUCAGAAUUGGUUUGGUAUCGAUGAAAAUCUUGGACCUGUUGCAAUCAGUAUUCGACGGGAAAAAGUGAAUGAAAGUACAAAAAAUGGAAGCUGUUCGCCAUCACAGCCACAGUUUCAGUAUCGUUUAAUUGUCCGAACAAGCGAGGUACGGACAUUGCGUGGGGCCGUAUUAGAAGAAGCAAUUCCUUCACAUUUUCGGUCUAGUAUCCAACGUGGACCACUUGCUAGGGAAGUGUUUGAAUACAUAACUCCAGAGAUACAGUUGUCAUCUCUGAGGUUGGGUUUGUCUGGAGGUCAGACUCAAGAACAGCUUCUGAAACUUGAUGAACAGAUGGUGUCCAAAACAUACAAAGUUGGAAUACUGUAUUGUAAGUCAGGCCAGUCCUUGGAAGAAGAAAUGUAUAAUAAUGAAGUUUCUGGGCCAGCCUUUGAAGAAUUUCUGGAGCUGAUCGGAAAGCGAGUGAGAUUAAAGGGAUUUGAUAAGUACACAGGAGGAUUAGAUAAUAAAACAGAUGCAAGUGGCCUGUAUUCAGUUUAUUCUUCCUAUCAAAACCGUGAGAUCAUGUUUCAUGUGUCAACCAUGUUACCUUAUACUCCAAACAAUAAACAGCAGGUGCUGAGGAAACGACAUAUUGGAAAUGACGUUGUAACCAUUGUAUUCCAAGAACCUGGUGCGCUUCCCUUCACACCCAAAAACAUCCGUUCAAACUUUCAGCACGUGUUCAUAGUUGUGAAAGCUGUGGAUCCAUGCACUGUCAAUACAACAUACAGAGUGGCUGUUAGUCGAUCAAAAGAAGUCCCAGCUUUUGGGCCUCCAAUCCCAUCUGGUGGAACUUUCCAAAAGUGCAAGUCUUUUGUUGACUUUCUUCUAGCAAAAGUCAUCAAUGCAGAAGAGGCAGCUCACCAAUCAGAAAAGUUUGUUACCAUGAUCCAAAGAACAAGGUUCGAGUGGCUGAAAGAUCUUGCUACAGACCAUGUCAGUAAUACAACAGUGGAGACUGGGCCAAAAUUUUCUAUACCCUCAUUUGGGGGAAAAAAGAAAGAGCGUAAUCGACCAAAAUUUAUCCCAGACAAUUUCAUUCAGGGAGCUAUAUCCUGGAAGGUGCAGGUUGAAGAUUUUGAGGAACUGUGUAAGAUCAAUUGUUUACUGGGAAUAUCGGCACACACCAUUGUCUUGAUUGAAGAAAGCACAAAAGAAAUUAUUUUUGCAUGUCCUUCAGCUUCAGUUCUUGGAUGGUCAUCUCAUACAGGCUGUUUGAAGAUAUUUUACCAUCAAGGAGAAUGCAUUGUUCUGAUCACCAGGGAUCCAGAAAUUGAUGAGAUACAGGAGAUUGUCAGUCGCCUAGCUUGUGUAACUACUGGAUGUGAGACACAAGAACUGAUUCUUAGACGGAACGGUCAGAGACAAAUUGGAUUUCAUGUUCAGUAUGAGGGCGUUGUUACGGAGGUAGAAAAUCAUGGGCUUGCGUGGCAGGCUGGACUGAGGAAAGGAAGUCGUUUAUUAGAGAUUUGCAAGAUACCUGUGGCCACACUGCUUUAUGAUCAGAUGGCAGAUUUGCUUCAAACUUCAUUAAUGGUAUCUGUAACUAUGGUUCCUCCUCUUUUCAAUGGACUUCCUCGCAGGGGCUGUGGAUUAAAGAACUGCCAUUACUUGUCUAUGGACAUUGGAGAAGAAAAUGAAAAUGUUGGAGGCAGAUCAAACCAGACACCCUUUUACUCCCAGACUCAGUCAUCUACACAUCAACAAAAUCCCAGCAAUCAAAUUAACAAGUGCACUAGCCAAUCUCGUGGCCAAAUCAGUCAAUCAUCUCAAGAUUCUGGUCAGCAACUUCUCACAGAACAUACAGAAAAAUGUGAUCCCAAGGUCAUUAAUGUUGAAGAUGAACUAGUGGAACCACCUAGUAGAAUAAAUGAACAACUUCAACCUACUGUUUUGCACUGUGAGGAGAGGCCACUUCUUCUUCCGUCAGUCUCUCUUCAGCCUUCGAAGAAUAGUGCUUUUACUCAAGUUUUAUCCCGCCAGCCUCCUCCACCACCACCAAAGCCUGCACGACUGUGUGCUCUUGUAAGUUUUCCCAGUGAAAGGAGAGGAACAGCGGGUCUGUUCAUGUCUCGCAGUGAACUGUCUUUGUCUCAGAUUGGAUCUGCCCAACAAUCGUACCCUUCUUCUGGAUCUACAGUUCUACAUAGGAGAGGUGUGUUGUCUGCUAUUGGCUUUGAUGUUAAAUCAUCACAAUCCCAUGAUUCCAUAUACGGUUCAGUUUUUGGGAAUGAAGCUGGAAGGGAAAGUCCUGAACAGUACAGUAGUCUUCCUUCCCACUUUCAAGAAGGGUGUAGUGAAGAUGGUUACAUAUUGUUACCUAGCUCUGUAGGGGAACCACCAAGGUUACGAAAAAGAGUUCGCUCAGGCAAGACAAGAAAGCCUCUGUGUGAUGGCAGUUGGACCUUUCAGAAGGACUUGCUGAAACUUAUUGAUCCUGAUUCUCUAGAUGAUAGUGGGUGUGAGGUGGUAGGCUCGGAGCCCUCAUCUGGUCAGUCGGAUUGUACAUCUACACCUUGUUCUUCGUUGGAGCGUUGCAGAAAUGCCCGUCACACUGAACAUCUAUGUAGCAACCCUCCAGAUGAUGAGUUGAUAACAACCAGAGCUUGUGUGGCUCAUGUUAUUCCUACCACUUUAGUUUCAUCGACAGUUAAUAAAGAUUUAUCUACCGUAAAAGAAAGAUAUUCAUUAGAUGAUACAAGUGACAACCUUGUCAAUACCUUACAAAGUUCUGUUCCUUUACCAUCUUCUAAGGAGUUGGAUUGGUCAAGUCUUGUAGAUACAGCAUCCAGAAGUACAGAAAGCAGUAUAUUGAAUUUUAAAGAAGACGUUGCUAAAAAAAACAGUGAAAGUGGUUCACAGCAAAUCUGUCAACUUCAAAAGAAGGUGAGAAAACUUCAGGAAGAUCUGGUUAAAGAACAAAGUCAAACUGCUGUUCUGGAAAAACAGAUGAAGCAACUGCAACUAGAAAACCAAAGGCUUCAUCAAGAAUCUCAGCUUGUGGUUGCUAAACUUAAUAAGAUCAGCAAGAUGGUUCUUCCUCCACAACAGUGUUUGUAAUAAACUAGCUUGCAGAUCACCAAGUCAUAGUGUACAAUUAAGGAUUGUUUAUAUUGAGCAACUAAAGUAUCUCAGCUUGUAGUAAUAUAGCUUAAUGAGAUAGCCAAAGUUUAUCCAUCCCAACUGAGGAAUCUCAGUUUGAUGAGAUAAACAUAGAUGUAUUCACUACAACUGAAGAAUCUCAGCUUUAUGAGAUAAACAUAGAUGUAUUCACUACAACUGAAGAAUCUCAGCUUCAUAAGAUAACUAGGGUGUGUCUAUCACAAUUGAAGAAUCUCAGCUUUAUGAGAUAAACCUAGAUGUAUUUACUACAACUGAAAAAUCUCAGCUUCAAAACUAGGGUUUAUCCAACACAUCUGAAGAAUCUCAGCUUGUAGUAAUCCAGCUUCCAGAUGAUGAGAGAACCAACGUGUGUCCACCACAACUGAAAAAUAUCAGCUUGAUAAGAGUACCAGGGUUUGUUUACUAUAAUUGAGGAAUGUCAGCUUGUAGUAAUCCAGCUCGAUGAGAUAACCAGGGUUUGUUUACUAUAACUGAGGAAUGUCAGCUUGUAGUAAUCCAGCUCGAUGAGAUAACCAGGGUUUGUUUACUAUAACUGAGGAAUGUCAGCUUGUAGUAAUCCAGCUCGAUGAGAUAACCAGAGUUUGUUUACUAUAACUGAAGAAUGUCAGCUUGUAGUAAUCCAGCUCGAUGAGAUAACCAGGGUUUGUUUACUAUAACUGAAGAAUGUCAGCUUGAUGAGAUAACUGAGGUUUAUCAACCACAACUGAAAAAUCUCAGCUUCUGAUAAUCCAACUUCACAAGAUAGCCAA
Molecule: messenger RNA, 5528 nt
Organism: Limulus polyphemus (Atlantic horseshoe crab)
Lineage: Eukaryota; Metazoa; Arthropoda; Merostomata; Xiphosura; Limulidae
Product: signal-induced proliferation-associated 1-like protein 2
Exons: 25
Coding region: 280-4716 (1478 amino acids)
Biological process (GO): regulation of small GTPase mediated signal transduction; activation of GTPase activity
Cellular component (GO): cytoplasm
Molecular function (GO): GTPase activator activity; protein binding
Source: RefSeq, a predicted model, not a curated record